Entelurus aequoreus (snake pipefish) is the source of this 1781-nucleotide messenger RNA. Its product is annotated as atypical kinase COQ8A, mitochondrial-like. Gene Ontology annotation, molecular function: kinase activity. Lineage: Eukaryota; Metazoa; Chordata; Actinopteri; Syngnathiformes; Syngnathidae. The transcript has 9 exons. Gene Ontology annotation, cellular component: extrinsic component of mitochondrial inner membrane. The record is from RefSeq and is a predicted model, not a curated record. Gene Ontology annotation, biological process: ubiquinone biosynthetic process. Bases 351 to 1493 code for a protein of 380 amino acids.
UGAGCAGGGGCGGGGCAGAAAGGAUCCGCGCGCUAGUAAACAGAAGAGCACAGCGUGCAACAAACAUCGCUCUGCUUUUUAAGUGGGUCAAAUGAGGUCACGCUGAUUCUUACCGAGUGUCCGUCCAGACCGGAGGGUGGCGUGCGUGUCUGUGAACGUGCCUUUGGAGCGAGGGAGUUGUGUCGAGUAAAUAGUGACUUUAUGGGUCAGAGACACAAACUGUACGUGUUGAAGACAGUCGCUGGAGGACAAACUGCAGGUUUUGUGUAUUCAAACAUGAAACUCUGCUAAGAUUUGCUUGAGUCGUCUUUGGAGAAACUACCCCACGCAGCAGUUGCCACGGCGACAUCAUGGCGAGUGACAUGAUGCUACUGAUGCGAGGCUUGGCUAAACUCAGCCAGGCCGUAGUUGAGACGCAGAGCAGCGUCCUACGCAGCGGGACAGGUCUUUCAGGUGUCGGCACUGCAGUCCAAAGCUUCCAAUCAGCGGCCGAGCAAGGCCUCUCUAUGGCAAUGAUGAAAGCACAGGAGAUGUCAGGGCAGCAGCAAACCUCGUCGCUGGAGUUUGACUUUCCCCAGGAUGACCUUGCAGCGUCCAAGUUCAACGAGGAAGAAUUCAUGGCAGAUGAGCAAGGCAGCGCUAAUGAGGCGGCGUCUAAUCAGAGCGCCGCAGGCGGGUUAUUCCAGGGCUUCAAGGAUCCUUCAAAAGAGUUUGGCGGCGGCCAGACGAGAUCGUACCACCAUGACGCUCGGUACGACACAGCCAACUCAGCUCAAACUCGUAUUUUGGUGUUUUUAUGUUCCUUUUUGUGCCGCAGACAAAUUGUAGGAAACCAUGCUUGGCUUCGAGUCUGCAGCCGACAGUCAGCGGGGCAACAGCGAGGCUACCAUCAGGAUCCGUCUUCCGUCGGCGGGCUGACGGCCGAAGACCUGGAAAAAGCCAGGGAGAGCAAGAGGGCUGACGUGAAACCGCACAAGCAGAUGCUGAGUGAGAGAGCCCGAGAGAGGAAGGUGCCUGUGACACGACUUAGCAGACUCGCCAACUUUGGAGGUUUGGCUGUCGGUUUGGGCAUUGGAGCCUUGGCAGAGGUCGCUAAGAAGACCAUGAGACAUAAUGCUGCAGCAGGAGAGAAUAAAAAGUCAAUCCUGGAGUCCAGUCCCUUUCUGUCUGAGGCAAAUGCUGAACGCAUUGUGAGGACAUUGUGCAAAGUCCGAGGAGCUGCCUUGAAACUUGGACAGAUGCUCAGCAUUCAAGAUGAUGCGUUCAUCAACCCGCAGCUGGCAAAGAUAUUUGAUCGAGUGCGGCAGAGCGCCGACUUCAUGCCCAUCAAACAAAUGAUGAAAGCGUUGAACAGUGACUUGGGUCCAAACUGGCGAGACAAGCUGGAGUUCUUCGAGGAGCGUCCAUUCGCCGCCGCGUCCAUCGGUCAGGUGCACCUGGCCCGGUUGAAGGAUGGCCGGGAGGUGGCCAUGAAAAUCCAGGUGGAGCUUUGACGCUUUUUGUGUGCGCGCGUGUUGGGGUUCGUGUGUGUGUGUAAGUUUACACAAUACACACACGUCGGGGAAAAACCUCUAUUUUUGUGUGCUUUGUUUACACAACAAAAAUGACCCGUAGCUUCCCUUGACAAACUUCAUGAUCUUCAUCGUAUGUUUUUUUUUCAUUCCCACAUUUUUUAACACGUUUCCUCAAUUUUAAAACGAGUCUCGUCAUUAAGUAUCAACUCAACCGCAGAGAGUAACAGGUGUAAGAGAUAAGACACACACUUAUUUUCAUAUUUGUAC